Messenger RNA from Juglans microcarpa x Juglans regia, 1968 nucleotides. Its product is annotated as pentatricopeptide repeat-containing protein At3g53170. Lineage: Eukaryota; Viridiplantae; Streptophyta; Magnoliopsida; Fagales; Juglandaceae. The coding region runs from base 103 to 1539 and encodes 478 amino acids. The record is from RefSeq and is a predicted model, not a curated record. The transcript is spliced from 3 exons. Gene Ontology annotation, molecular function: mRNA binding; protein binding.
CUUCAAUACCUUUACAGCACUAACAUGCGCAUAUUAUCGUUUUAGCCAACUGCCAAACGCUCGUCUACUAACUCAACCUCAUCCUCCACUCCACGGCUCAAAAUGGAAAGCCAGGCCCUUGCCCACGCUAAACUACACUCAUCCAGUACCCGUUCGACGAGAUUACCCAGAGACCAUAUGCACGCACCAAACCCACUGAAGUCCUCUAUCCAAUUGUCAAAACGGAGCCCUAAAUCUAUCUCAGACGGGCUCCAGAAGGACACAAAAAAGGACCUGUCUCGGAUUCUGCGAACGGACGCUGCUGUAGAAGGCAUUGCGAGGAAAGCGAACUCGAGAAAGUAUAAACAGCUGUGGCCUAAAGCUGUUUUGGAGGCCCUGGAUGAGGCUAUCAGAGAGAAUCAAUGGGAGACUGCUCUCAAGAUUUUUGGAUUGCUUCGUCAGCAACAUUGGUACGAGGCAAGAUGCCAAACAUACACGAAGUUGUUAAUGAUGCUUGGCAAGUGCAGGCAACCUGCGCAGGCCAGCUUGCUUUUUGAGAUCAUGUUGUCUGAAGGGCUUAGACCUACUCUUGACGUCUAUACUGCUCUAGUAAGUUCUUAUGGGCAAUGCGGCCUUCUUGACAAGGCUUUAUCAACUCUUGAGGAUAUGAAAUCAAUCUCUGACUGCAAACCAGAUAUAUACACGUAUUCUAUUCUUAUUAGCUGUUGCACUAAGUUUCAUCGUUUUGAUCUGAUUGGACGGAUUCGUGCAGAGAUGUCAUAUUUGGGGAUUGAAUGCAGCACUGUCACAUACAAUACUAUUAUCAACGGAUACGGUAAGGGGGAAAUGUUUGAACUAAUGGAGGACACACUGACGGAAAUGAUUGAAAGUGAAAGCUGCCUUCCUGAUAUUUUCACGUUAAAUACUUUUGUCAGGGCUUAUGGGAAAUUAGGGCAGAUUGAGAAAAUGGAGGAGUGGUAUAAUGUAUUCCAGUUAAUGGGAAUACAGCCAGACAUGAAGACAUUCAAUAUCCUGAUCAAAUCGUAUGGAAAAGCAGGCAUGUAUGAGAAGAUGAGGUCAGUUAUGUAUUAUAUGGAGAAAAGAUUUUUCUCGCCAACAAUUGUUACUUUUAAUACAGUCAUCGAGGUGUUUGGAAAAGCUGGAAAUAUUGAAACGAUGGAUAUAUACUUCAAGAAAAUGAAGCAUCAAGGAAUCAAGCCGAAUGCUAUUACCUACUGCUCUCUUGUUAGUGCUUACAGUAAAGCUGGACAUAUGGUAAAAGUCGAUUCGAUUUUGAGGCAAGUAGAGAAUUCAGAUGUAAAACUAGAUACUCCUUUUUAUAACUGCAUUAUCAGCGCAUAUGGUCAGACUGGUGAUGUGGAAAGGAUGGGUGAGUUGUUCUUGAAAAUGAAAGAUAGAGGAUGCAAACCGGAUAAUGUCACCUUUGCUACCAUGAUCCAAGCCUACAAUGCAAAAGGCAUGAAUGAGGCUGCUGAAAAAUUGGAGAAAAAGAGGAUUGCAGUUGAAGAGAAAUUUGGCAUGAAUUUGAUUGGAUGGUAGGAUGAUUUAUUGUUUUGGCGAGCAACUAUCACAAAUGCUCAAUGGUGGUCGGAUCUCAGGAUUGAUAAUUGCUUCCUUGUAACCACUGUUAUAGCAGGUCUUAUAGACUUAUUCUAAGCUUCUAGAUUUACUUCCCUCUGUUUUUGGUUAUCUUGUACGUUACACAUAUUUGCAUGCUACUGUAUAUAGUGCCUUAAAGCAAAAUACUUCUGGUAAUUGAAGGAUGCAUACAUCAAAUGGUCCAACAUGGCCCAAAGGACUGGCCAUUUUUUAAAGCGGGUGUCCAAGGUCUGUUUUGCAUAAAGAAGUUGCUCGUAUCUUGAUUGGGAUUUAUUCCUUUAGUUAAUUAUGUAGUGAGACUGAUUUCCAUCUAUUUAGUCUUGUGAAUUUUUUUUUUAUUUUUAUUUAAUCAAUAACUUUACUUUUAUA